Oryzias melastigma (Indian medaka) is the source of this 1805-nucleotide messenger RNA. Its product is annotated as serine/threonine-protein kinase VRK1. The coding region runs from base 163 to 1797 and encodes 544 amino acids. Gene Ontology annotation, biological process: peptidyl-serine phosphorylation; signal transduction. Gene Ontology annotation, cellular component: nucleus; cytoplasm. Lineage: Eukaryota; Metazoa; Chordata; Actinopteri; Beloniformes; Adrianichthyidae. Gene Ontology annotation, molecular function: ATP binding; protein serine/threonine kinase activity. The transcript is spliced from 14 exons. The record is from RefSeq and is a predicted model, not a curated record.
GCUUUUCGAAAUCUCAUUGGUCAUUCAUGAAAGCGUUCUUAAAUCUGGUUGGCUGUUUGACGGAGCGGGCUGGACAAGUUUCAGGAAAUAAAUAAAUCACAUCCUCCCGUACAAGAGUUGAAAACUGUGAUAGAUGGACGCAUAAACAAGACUUUCGUGAACAUGGCAGCACCAAGGAGGAGCACCUUACCCAGACCGCUGCCAGAGGGCUUCAUCCUGACAGACCAGAAGAAGAAGUGGAGGCUGGGCAAACAGAUCGGGCAGGGAGGCUUUGGACUGAUUUAUCUGGCUUCCCGAAACAUAGACCAACCCACGCCAGAGGAUGCAGAUUAUGUCAUAAAAGUGGAGUACAAGGAGAACGGCCCCCUGUUCUCCGAGCUCAAGUUCUACCAGAGGGCAGCCAAACCUGAGACCAUGGAAAAAUGGAAAGAGGAAAAGAAGCUGGACUUUUUGGGAAUCCCCACAUAUUGGGGAUCAGGACUUGCUGAACACUCUGGCCUCAGCUAUCGCUUCAUGGUCAUGGACCGUUUGGGUACUGACCUGCAGAAAAUCUGUGAGGCCAACGGAGGAUGCCUGAAGAAGACUACUGUUCUCCAACUGGGUCAAAGACUGGUGGAUGUGCUGGAAUACAUUCAUGAAAACGAGUAUGUUCAUGCCGACAUAAAAGCUGCUAACGUCAUGCUGAGUUACAAAGACUCUGAGGAGGUCUACUUGGUAGACUAUGGGCUGGCCUACAGAUAUUGUCCGUUUGGAACUCACAAAGAAUACAUAGAAAACCCCAAAAAGGGCCACAAUGGAACCAUUGAGUACACCAGCCUCGAUGCCCACAAAGGCCUUGGGCCAUCAAGACGUGGAGAUCUUCAGAUUUUGGGGUUCUGCCUUCUACACUGGUUAUGCGGGUCCCUGCCGUGGGACAAUGUUCUCAAGAAACCAGCUCAGGUCCAGGAGGCAAAGACCAGACUGAUGGACAACCUUCCGGACUCCGUCAAGCGGCUGUCAGGGAGGGGGGGCAGCACAGACGAAGUGGCGGCAUUCCUGCUCAACGUGAGGACUCUGGACUACCAAGAUAAGCCUGAUUACCAGCAUCUCAAAAAGUUGUUGGCCAGUCCUGUCGAAGGACAGCUUGACUUCUCGAUGCCGGAAGGACCCGCAAAGUCAGCUGUCAAAACCCCCAACCCCAGGGAGAAGCAGAAAGCAGCCAGAGGACCUUCCAGAGCCAAACCUGCACCUACAGAGGGGGGCAACGAAGGACCAGAGAGGACCAAGUCCAAACCAGUGCCAGCCCGCUUCAUCAGAGGACCGCCUCCCACCAAAUCCCAACCGACAGAAGAAGUUUCUCCUCCUGUCAGGAGAACUCUGAGGCCCAGACAUCCACGCACUUAUGAAGAAGACAGUGAGGAAGAGGAAGAGAGACCCAAAACCAGUCAUUUGUGCCAUGUCAGGGGUCCUCCAAGAACUAGAACCCAGCGGAGCAGCAGGAAAACAAAUGAUCUGGCUGUGAUGUCAGGGAAACAAGGAGAUCAACUCCAGCAUCAAAGCGGAAAACACACGAGGACACAGAGUGACAGGAAAACGCACGCGGAUUACAGAGAAGGCUGGGAUGAAAGGCCGCUCCAUCACAGAGGACGCUGCAGAGAUCAGGAGCGGUGGGACUGUGGGCCGUGGAGGCGCUCUGUUCACACAGAACCCAGACAAGACGCUGCUCCCACGCACACAGACGCUCACAGGUCCUGGCUCUACUGGGUGGGCUUCUUCCUCUUUUUGGGGACUGUGUUGCAGUUUGUUGAGGCACAAUAAAUCUCCAA